GGAGCCUCGGCAGCUUGCCAGCCGGCGGUCCCUGGCGCCGCGGCGCCCACGCCGCAGAGAGGCCCACCAAACCGAUCUGGAGCGCGCCUCGCCCUGGGCCCUCACCCAGACUGCGAAGGCAGCGGCAGCAAGCAGUGCGCAGCCCUGUUGGCACGCACACGGGGAGAAGCGCGAGGGGGAUCCUAUCCUAUAGCCAAGACCCCCUCGGGUCACGACAGACAUGAUUGGGAAGUUGCCAGGCGAGAGAGAGGGAUUGGGAUCAUGGACAUUCGAUCCUCGCGAGGUAGCAGCCCGCCCGUGGUGGCGGACCCCCUGGCACUGGGAAGAAUUGAGCCCGACCGCGUGGGAAGCCUUCCUGCACGGGAGGGAGGGGUAGGGGAGAGGAGUGAGAACAUUGAAGGGGAGGGGAUGAAAAAGGAAAGCGAGCUGAUCGGCGGUCUUGUGAUUUUCAAGAAGGAGUCGGCCGACCUCCCUGCGAACGCCGCGCGAUUGCUGUAGGACUUUCGGGCGUUGCAGUGGGCCACCCAGAUGUGGCACAGACUCGACAGAACGGUCCGCCGUGUUUGCUGAUCAUGUCCUGACGCCAUGAGAACAGGUAACACCGACACCACGACCACCAUCGCAAGAAUCAGCGGAGAGCCACCGUCUCGUGAUGAUGUGGUGUCGCUGUGCUGUGGCGUCCCGCUCGAGACACCCAAAAUCUCCAGCUCCUGGAGGCACCACAGUCCUCUUAUCCGUCGGGGUGGCUCUGCUGGUGUCUCUGCUAUCCUCCGAGCACUGCUCGCUCAGGUGGGCCUGACUCGAGGCGAGGGCUGCCAGCGCGGUCGCGACUGCGCGCUCGGCCAGGUGCCUCGGAAUGGAAAAACGACGGAGGAAGCCACCUGCGCCAAGUGAUGCCCGAUGGCAGCCGCGGCAUCUGCGACGCUGCACCCUGGACUACCGGCCAUGACUUGUUGCUCCGCGUGUCGCGGCAGCGGCCCCGAGCGACACGCCACGCCCCGCAGGCCGACAGCGGGUCGCUCCGCUCCGCGGGGCGGGAGGCUGGGAAGAGCUCGGGGCGUGAACGCCUCGGGGCCAGGACGCGGUCAGCGUCUCGCGCCGGAGCGUGGUGGGCCAGAACGGGCGGCGCGGCACGCUGAGCAAGUGCUCUCCCGGCCGAAGACCACCUGGUCGUUUACAGCGUAUUGUCUGCUCAUGCCUCGCUGCUCUC
Prorocentrum cordatum is the source of this 1210-nucleotide messenger RNA. NCBI's taxonomy places the organism in Eukaryota, Dinophyceae, Prorocentrales, Prorocentraceae. The record is from the annotation of a GenBank genome assembly.